Molecule: messenger RNA, 504 nt
Organism: Gongylonema pulchrum
Lineage: Eukaryota; Metazoa; Nematoda; Chromadorea; Rhabditida; Gongylonematidae
Source: the annotation of a GenBank genome assembly
AUGAUGCUAAGUAACGAAAUGUUUUAUACGGCAGUGGCGAAAAAAGGAUAUGCGAUUGGAGUGGCACAGCCCGUUGCUACUCUCCUAGCUUUUGGAUACAGAAAGCACUUACCAUGGAAGGAAGAACUCGAUCUCAGAGGGCCAAUUCUGAUCGCAUCAAAGGGUAAGACUGCAACGAAGGAUGAGAUUGAGCACGAAAUUGCAAUAUGUCGCCAAUUUCUUCCGGCCCGAAGCGCUCAAAGAGAAUUUCCAUGCGAUUAUCCUUCUGGUGCGAUUGUGGGCCGCGCUCUUCUUACUGACUGUUUAUCCAAAGAGGAAUACGAGAAAACGUAUCCCAAAAGCGAAUGCGGCGAUGUGAAGGAGCCCUAUGUGCUGAUUUUCGAUGUGUUUGAAGCGUUACUGGUGCCGAUACCGCAUAUUCCCCCGUCUGAUGGUGUAUAUCAAGUGGACAAGCAGUUGCGAGCGACUAUUAAGCGGAUGCUUGAUCCGGUCUCUUUCCCUUAA